This is a messenger RNA of Seriola aureovittata, 1273 nucleotides long. RefSeq names its product olfactory receptor 52E8-like. NCBI's taxonomy places the organism in Eukaryota, Metazoa, Chordata, Actinopteri, Carangiformes, Carangidae. Gene Ontology annotation, molecular function: olfactory receptor activity; G protein-coupled receptor activity. The transcript has a single exon. Bases 1 to 960 code for a protein of 319 amino acids. The record is from RefSeq and is a predicted model, not a curated record. Gene Ontology annotation, biological process: G protein-coupled receptor signaling pathway. Gene Ontology annotation, cellular component: membrane.
AUGUUCUACACAAAUGUAACAAGGAUAAAAGAUUUCUUCAUCGUUGGAUUUCCUGGACUUUUACCAGAGCAUUAUGGUCCUGUGUCGGCCCUGCUUUUUGUACUCUUCUUGGCCAUAGCUGUGGGAAAUAUUUUCAUUUUAGCGUUUGUUAAAUAUGAACAGUCUCUUCACAAACCCACCUAUCUGAUCUUUUGCCACCUUUCAUUAUGUGACUUUGUGUUUGGGUGUGUUACUCUUCCAAAGAUUAUACUAAAAUAUUGGCUUGAUGAAAGCAUUAUUUCAUUUUAUGGUUGCUUUGCACAAAUGUAUUUUGUUCAUUUUUUAGGGGCAACUCAUUCUUUCAUCCUGAUGGUGAUGGCCCUUGACCGUUUUAUUGCAGUUUGUGUUCCACUGCGUUACACAGCUCUGUUCACAAACACCACAGUGUCUGUGCUUUGUGGAAUAUCAUGGUUUAUGCCAAUAACAUGGAUGGUGGGUAUAGUUUUAGAUGCUCUUGCAUUGCCUUUUUGUAAUUCAAAUAUAAUUUUACAUUGCUAUUGUGACCAUUUAUCAAUAACUGGACUUGGAUGUGAGAAUGUACGAAGAGUUCAGCUAGUUGGACUUGGUCUUGCCAUGUUCAGUUUGUUGGUGCCUCUGGGUUUUAUUAUAUUCUCUUAUUUUGUCGUCAUUGUUGCUGUAAUUCGUAUGUCCAGCUCUGAAGGCCGCCUCAGGACUAUGUCUACCUGCAUGCCACAGCUCCUUAUCACGUUUCUGUAUUAUAUGCCGCGGUGCUUUGUGUACCUGGCAAAUAAUGUAGGUUUCACUUUCAGUGCUCCAGUUCGCAUUGUUGUUGUGAUGCUGUACAGUCUUUUACCUGCUGCUGUCAACCCGAUAAUAUAUUGUUUCAAAACCAAGGACAUCAAAGAAUGCUUGAAGAAGAAAUUCUUCACUAGGAAAAUUAAGAUUAGCACAAAAAAUUGAUCAAAUACAAUCCAGCAGUGUACAGUUAAAUAACAUAGAUUGACAUUGGGCAAUUAAGGAAGUGAUCUGUUGUUUUAUUUUACUGUUCUAAGUGUACCACUUCCCCUGAGUUUUAGAAUAAAUUUUAAGACAUUGCUUCUAACUUUUAAAGCUGCACAUCAAGCUCCUAAUUACAAUUUAUAAAACCCUAGCAUGCUGAGACCCACAAGCAGGGCUUUCCUCAUUGUUCCGAGGGAUGACUAAGCAUUUAGUUUUGGGUCUCUCGCUCUGGAUUAAAAAACACUUCAGCACUUCAUUUUGACAGCCUGUUGUA